Messenger RNA from Rhodofomes roseus, 1528 nucleotides. RefSeq lists its product as uncharacterized. The record is from RefSeq and is a predicted model, not a curated record. Gene Ontology annotation, cellular component: nucleus. Bases 106 to 1107 code for a protein of 333 amino acids. Gene Ontology annotation, biological process: U6 snRNA 3'-end processing. The transcript has 4 exons. Gene Ontology annotation, molecular function: 3'-5'-RNA exonuclease activity. NCBI's taxonomy places the organism in Eukaryota, Fungi, Basidiomycota, Agaricomycetes, Polyporales, Fomitopsidaceae.
GUGGCCUUCGCCUCCGUCACACCUCUCCACGCGACCUCUUGGUCCUCCGCGACCAACCAUUCAUAUCCGCCGCCACCGAGGUGUAUCUUCUCCACGCGCAGCACGAUGCAGAGGCUCGGGGAUCUUGCUCAAUAUGGAAGCUCGGACGAGGAAGCGUCCCAAUGCUCCCCGCCGCCAGCGAAGAGACGAAAGCUACCGAGACUUCCGGAUACCUUGCGGCCAAACAUUCCAAUCGACAACCCAGCUCUUCACCAAGGGAGAGUCCGUACCUCUCCUCACGUUGAGGGUCAAUACGCAGCGUAUGUCUACCUACCUCUGAUCGUGGAGCGAAGAUCCCCGCUUUGCAACCUAUUGACGAAGGCAUUCGCUUUCGCGAAGAAUGCGGUGCCACCAUUGCAACCGAUCGGACUGCCCGACCAACAGCGAGCAGGAUACCACCAGGCGCAGUCGGAUCAAUCCAAAGACGACAACGGGUUAGAUAUCGAGCUUCACGUUUCGCUUACACGACCAAUCUACCUCAGAGCACAUCAACGCGAGGACUUGAAACGCGGGGUCAAAGCAAUUGCGAAGUCCCAUUCUGUCUUUUCUGCGUCUCUCGCAUCUCUUUCAGAGCUUAUGAACGAUGAGCGAACCCGCACCUUCCUCGCGGUCGAUGUGGGCGCGGGACAUGACCAACUGAAGUCUAUGUCAGAUGAGCUCAUUCCUACGCUGCGAUCCCUCAAACAGAAGGGAUUCUAUGCCGAGCCGCGAUUUCACGCCUCCUUCGCUUGGGCCCUUUUGCAUCGCUCCUCUCUUUCCACAGUCGAAGGAUAUUCGCCGUCUACAUCUCCAGCGGCAAUAUCGUCCCCCAGCCCAGUGCUUCCACUCCCACCAAGGGUCUCGGUCCCUUCGGACGAUGCACGGCCAUCGACAGAGUCGCCCGCUGUGUCCCCUCGAGGCAUCGAAGAUUUCCCUACCAUCGCUCGCUUCCCGCCGAGUCUGGUACCUUCCCUAAACGCCGAGUUCGGCGAGAGGCUCCGCGCGCGGCACGUCGGGACCUUCUACGCCCGCGAGGUGCACGUCAAGAUUGGGAAGGACGUCUUCAAGUGGAGUUUGUCCGGAGCCUAGGGGAAGCAGAGAUGGAUGAUCCUUCGAUGGCCAUAUGGGCCUCUCCACGUUUCGCAUCCGUCGCUUGACGCGAAUUGGCCACCUGUUGAUCUAUAUUAAAGGAUUCGAAUUCAUCCACGCACCUCACUCCGCGACGGCUCACCAAAAUUCACUAGCCUCUUUGCUUUCAAGCACGAUUGCUUAUGGUGCCCAGGUUGCAUGGCUCCGCCAUGUCACCGCACGCAACGGACACAUUUCUGUCCAUACUUAUGCGCCCCGGCAUCAUGCACAUGAUCGAUCUCUUCUAUAUAGGUCUCAACAUCGCCAAGACACAUUCUUUCGUCUGGAGUAUUCCGAGUCAUACGAGAUAAGUACGUCCAAUACAUGGCCAUACGCCUGUGGCCUCCGCGCAUCGUCGAGACUAGCAGUAAGGGGCCCAGAG